Molecule: messenger RNA, 3849 nt
Organism: Strongylocentrotus purpuratus (purple sea urchin)
Lineage: Eukaryota; Metazoa; Echinodermata; Echinoidea; Camarodonta; Strongylocentrotidae
Product: AP-1 complex subunit mu-1
Exons: 10
Coding region: 187-1455 (422 amino acids)
Biological process (GO): vesicle-mediated transport; intracellular protein transport
Cellular component (GO): clathrin-coated vesicle; clathrin adaptor complex
Molecular function (GO): clathrin-cargo adaptor activity
Source: RefSeq, a predicted model, not a curated record
CAUUUUGUACGUGUAACCUUUUACGUGUAUUGUCUAUGAAGCUGACUGAUAGUGGGCAGAGCAAAUACAAUAUUGUCAAGAAUAAAAUUGAAACAACGCAGCAGAGACCUUUAUUUUGAGGGAAAAGUGUACAUGGUGUGACAUGAAAGAUUAUAGUACUUGAAGGUCUAACAACACAGCGACAUCAUGUCUGUAUCCGCUCUAUUCAUUCUCGAUUUGAAGGGGAAGGUCCUCAUCUCACGGAACUACCGAGGUGAUGUGGACAUGUCUGCCAUCGAUAAGUUCAUGACUCUAAUGAUGGACAGAGAAGAUGAGGAAUCGUUAUCACCGAUCAUCAUCCAUGGCGGGGUUAACUACAUGUACAUCAAACACAACAACCUAUAUAUUGUCACAAUAUCAAAGAAGAAUGCCAACGUUGCCCUUGUAUUCACCAUCCUUCACAAAAUUGUUGAGGUUUUCAUAGAGUACUUCAAGGAGAUGGAGGAGGAGAGCAUCAGAGACAACUUUGUCAUCAUCUAUGAAUUACUGGAUGAACUCAUCGACUUUGGAUACCCACAGACCACAGACAGUAAAAUAUUACAGGAAUACAUCACGCAAGAAGGCCAAAAACUAGAAAUAGCCCCCAAACCACCCCCAGCCAUCACCAAUGCUGUGUCGUGGAGGAGUGACAACAUCAAGUAUCGCAAGAAUGAGGUCUUCUUAGACGUUAUCGAGUCUGUCAACUUACUGGUGAAUGUGAAUGGUAAUGUACUGAGAAGUGAAAUCGUAGGCUCCAUCAAAAUGAGAGUGUUUUUAUCAGGGAUGCCGGAACUCAGGCUUGGACUCAACGACAAAGUGCUCUUUGAAAACACGGGCAGAGGAAAGAGCAAGUCAGUCGAGCUGGAAGACGUCAAGUUUCACCAGUGCGUGCGUCUCUCCCGCUUUGAAAACGAUCGUACCAUCUCCUUCAUACCGCCCGACGGGGAGUUUGAACUCAUGUCCUACAGACUCAACACCCAUGUCAAACCUCUAAUCUGGAUCGAGUCGGUCAUUGAGCGUCACUCUCAUUCUCGAGUGGAGUACAUGAUCAAAGCAAAGAGCCAGUUCAAGAGGAGAUCGACGGCAAACAAUGUGGACGUCAUCAUUCCAGUCCCUAGCGAUGCAGACUCACCCAAGUUCAAAACGACGGUGGGCUUUGCCAAGUACAUGCCUGAGAAGAAUGCUGUGGUUUGGCAUAUCAAGUCUUUCCCGGGAGGCAAGGAAUUUCUAAUGAGAGCUCACUUCAACCUCCCCAGUGUGCAAGCAGAGGAAGCAGAGGGUAGACCUCCAAUCAGCGUCAAGUUUGAGAUACCUUACUUCACAACAUCAGGCAUUCAGGUUCGGUAUCUGAAGAUCAUUGAAAAGAGUGGUUACCAAGCGUUACCAUGGGUGAGAUACAUCACACAGAAUGGAGACUACCAAGUCAGAGUGCAGUAACCCCCAAUCCCACCAAUCAAAACAGUCCUCUUACUCACUCGUAUCACCAUGACAUCAUCAUCAACCAAUAAGAAAUGAGCUUACAUAGUAGGACAGCUUACUGAUCCGGGCCCUGUUUCAUGAAACUUGAUAUCAAUCACAAAUGCUAAGAUUCUAUGAAUGAUUAGCUCUUAGCCAAUCAGAGGCCACAAUUUCAGUAGCUUGUAACAGUUAUUAUAACUUAUUUUCGAUAAACAGUCUUAUGAAACCGGGCCCUGCAGGUGUGGGUCGCCUUCUGGAAGGAGGCUGGUCUGCCUAUGUAGUUAAUGUGCAUACUCACAUGGUGUGUAAUGUCAUAUCUGGAGAGCCAGAAGGGCAUUAACUCUAUGGAGAAAAAAAAUUGAGUUAGUGCCCUUCUGGCUUUCACCAGAAGAUGUUAUAAUUGUCCUUUUGAAUUGAAAUAAUGGAUAUGCUUUUAAUGCUAGUUGCUAUGUCCAUUAUGAAAUGGAAAAAUGGGAAUGCUUGUUACUAAAGAUUUAUUCCAUAUGCAAUGCAAUCAUUUAUGGAAAUGCAAAACAUAACACACAUGUCUUGCAUAUAUGUACGGAACAAUUGAAAAAGUAAUGUGGUUAUGAAAAACUCUCUUAGUGAAACUUUCCAGGUUGUAAAUUUGCAAUAGCAAAAUUGAUAUAAUAUAGUGUACAGAUUUUGUACAUGUACAGUAUGCGAAUCUGACUCACUUUGAUUUUUUGUUGAAAUUUUUAAUUUUAGGCAUAUUUUGAACAACUGGCUCUUAUAAAAAGGAGUCACUUUCUUUCCUUCAUUCGUUCAGUACCUAUAUGUCACCUUGGGAUAGCAGGCAAAUUUAGCUGAGAUUAAAGGAUAUUGAAAAAUAAAUCAUUAUAUUCUAUAUUCUAGUUAAACUUAGAUUAAAGGAUCAACCAAAAAAUUGAAUUUUCUUUUUGCACAAUCUUAUUGUUGUGCAGUCUUGAUGCUCAUGAUGGGUAUAACAGAAAAUUCAGUACCUGGGCUAGGGAAUAGAGAAUAUCAUUGGUAUGUAGUGAGGUGAUGUUGGAGCCAAAGAUUGUUGAAAGUGAGAAACUAUUUGUGCCCUACAUGUAUUUGAGUACUCAUCCUCGUUCUAGAAUCUAGUUCAUAUUCUAUCCUAGAAUUAUAGUUUCUAAUACAUGUCAUUCUGUUCUUGGCUUGUGAGGCUACUUUUGAGAUCUUAUUUUUGUGUGGAAAAUUCUUCAUUCCCUGUCUGGACAUAGGAUAGCAUCUUCUUGUAUGUGAGUCGUCAAUCACACUGUAUUUGCACCUAACUUUAUUGUAUUCUUCACUCAUUUUGAAUGGGUCAUACGUGCAUGUGAUACACGACCAAUUAUUAAAGUAGAAUAUAUCUGUUACGAAAAACAGGAUUUAUGUAAACACUAAUGCUAAUCUUGAGUUCUGGUAAUGCAGCUUCUAAUCUAGAGUACCCAGUAACUAGCCUAAAUUGUGUAGGAAAUUUUUCUUUCGACCAUUAAACGUCGACUAAUAACAACAAAUAUAUUGUUGAUAAUCGCAUUUACUAGUAGAGACACAACACACACAUAUAUAUGCACAUAGGGGACUGCAUGUUCCUUUAUAUUUCAUUGCUCAAUACUUAACUAUUAAUGUGGCAGACAUCAUAUAUUUGAACUUAUGAACAUUCAAUGCAAGUUUUGUUUUGUUCUGUCAGAAAUUCAGAAUGUUAUUUCCUCCAUUACUAGAACUCAAGAUUUCCUAUAGCUUGAUUAUUUAUUACAUGUGAUAUACCAGUAACUUUUUGUAAGCUGGUUAAUAACAUCUAUCUUAUAAUUUCAGAUCCAGUAAGUACUAUUAUAUACUUUUGGGCAUGUUCAUGAAAAUAUAUGUCACCUUUUUUUUCUUCUUUUUUCCCCAAGUCUGUAGUAUCUAGGUUCAGUCAUUAGGAAAAUGACAUGAGAUAUAAAACUCUUCAAAUUAUAAUUACAAAUCCUGAACCUUUGAAUAAUCAGAAAAAUUAUAUUUUGUAUGUUUAUGUUAUGUUGCUGCUCUAAAUAUUGUCUUAAAUUCCUUUGUAAACAUCACCUAUUUAAUCAGAAAUGGUCAAUAUGAUUUAUAUUUGUUGAUUAUGUUGAUUGUGUGGACAUCGUCAUGCAUUGUCCUCAAAGCCUUAACUGUAUAAUAGUUAUAGAAGAGUUAAGGGCAGAUCUUUUAUUUACUUAACACAAACGUUUUCUUAAUCAUCAAAAUCCUUGAAAUGUUCCUAUAUAGUACAUGUAUGUUUAUUAUUGACUAAAAUUUCAGUAGAACUUCCUUUGUUCAUGUCCUGAUAUUGGGUGACUUUAGGCAAUUAUGUAAAUCAUGAGAUUAUUAGGGAUGAACAAAUAAAUGUACUAUGAAGACAUGUCA